Molecule: messenger RNA, 2984 nt
Organism: Amphiprion ocellaris (clown anemonefish)
Lineage: Eukaryota; Metazoa; Chordata; Actinopteri; Pomacentridae
Product: protein tyrosine phosphatase type IVA 3
Exons: 7
Coding region: 1133-1669 (178 amino acids)
Biological process (GO): protein dephosphorylation
Cellular component (GO): nucleus
Molecular function (GO): protein tyrosine phosphatase activity
Source: RefSeq, a predicted model, not a curated record
AAGGGAUUGGACAAACAUUUGCAGCUUCACAGUGUAGUUAGAAUACCAAUAACCUGAGAGUUUUGCAGCUUAAAGAGGAAGUUAAUUCAGCUCAGUGACAGUGAAUGGGUCGACUUGUCUGAUCUGUCUGGAGCUCAAAGGAUCUAUUUUUAGAUGAUCGGGGGGAGACAGAGAGGAAAAACAAGAGAAGCUCCAGACGGUUGUGUUGCUGCAAAUAAUCAACGUUGUUUUUGAGGAGCGCAAACUGGAAACACUGCUUCGCAUUUAAUGAAACUGCAGCUGAACUGAACGACCACCAGCCAGCUGGAGGAGAAGAGCUGCUGUCCUCACUGAGAGCUCACCAAGGCAGAAAAGACUGGAGUGGAUGAAGCAGUGAGGAGGGAGCAGCUCCUCUAAGAGCAUUAACUGAGGAGAGUUCUGCUGCUGACAGGCCUGUCAGGGUCAGAUGGCUGCUCAGCCUGAUUAGAGCAGCUCACAGCAGAUCUCAGCCGUGCACACUGCUGCAGCCACACAGAGCUGCAAUCCUGCACAUGCAGCACGUCGCAGCAGUUCAGGGAGGACGGUUCAGAGUUAGAGCAGUGCUACAGGUGGCUACACACACUCUUUGGUUUCCAGAUUGAUAGCAGAAAAGCACUGACGCAGGUUUAUUUCACUGCAGAAGAUCUGUUGUUUAGUUUGGAGAUGGAGCUGAAGAACUAAGAGAACUGCUGGUUGAUGGAGUUUGUGCGACGGACUGGUGACUACUGCCACGCCCAACACCUGUAGACUCACCUGGGAUGAUGCUGGACCUCACAGUCCUCCGGCCGUGAACCAGGAAGCAGCAGCGGCCUUCUGAACCUGCCGGCCGAUGGGGUAACAGGUGGAGCCUCGACCUGGAAGAUACCUGGAGAGAGAAGAAGGACAGAGCUGCUGAGGAUCAGAGAGAAUCACAAACUAGAACAGAGGAACACCGACACUGUCCUGAACUGUAGGAGACAGUCAGCUGAUGGGAUAAAAACCAACACAACAAGGCUGGAAAAGACCUUAAACGGUUAUAAACUGAAGGGAAGCUCAGACUUACCUGCAGAUCAGCUAUAAGCUGAAGACAAACAGAGAGCUGCAGCUGGAGCUAAAGGUCGGAGGUCCGUCUGGGAUGUCACAGGUGACACUGGCCAACAUGAACCGCCCGGCUCCAGUAGAACUUUGCCACAAGAACAUGAGGUUCCUGAUCACACACAACCCCACAGACAGCACGCUGAGCUCAUUCAUAGAGGACUUGAAGCGUUAUGGAGCCACGACCGUGGUCCGAGUCUGUGACGUCACUUAUGACAAAACACCACUGGAGAAAGACGGAAUCACCGUGGUGGAUUGGCCCUUUGAUGAUGGCGCUCCACCUCCCAGUAAACUGGUUGAUGAUUGGCUGAGUCUGCUGAAGAAGAAGUUUAAAGAGGAUCCAGGAAGCUGUGUAGCUGUUCACUGUGUGGCUGGACUGGGAAGAGCUCCAGUGCUGGUCGCUUUGGCUCUGAUAGAGAGUGGGAUGAAGUAUGAAGAUGCGAUUCAACUCAUCAGACAGAAGCGUCGUGGAGCGAUCAACAGCAAACAGCUGACUUACCUGGAGAAAUAUCGGUCGAAGCAUCGUCUCCGGUUCAAAGACGGCCAAACACAAAAGAACAAGUGCUGCACUAUGUGAACACACAUCAAACACACACAAACACACACAUUCAGACGAAUCUCAGGAAUUAAAACAAGCCUUAUGCCACAAAGACUAAAACAGAGAAACUUCAUCAGCCCUCCUAAAUCCUGCACAUUUUAUUUUUACACAAGUUUCUUCUUUGUUUCCUUGUUUGUAAUGAUUUCUUUUCUUUUAUUCAUUAUUUUAACGGGAUGUUUAAUUUUUUGGGGCUACAAAGAUGGAAAUAAUGUGUUGUAGCCGACUGUUUUUGCUUUAUUAGACGUAAAGAAUGUUUGAUUUAUAUUUUCAGCUCCUCAAACCUGAUGUGACCUCAGUGUGUUUAAACAGGGUACAAAAUACUCCAUUAUUUCCCUUAACAUUAUUUUAUUUCAUGAAAAAACCUCAGAGACUCUUUUUAAAUUAUUUCAGGAGGCCGAAAUUUUUCAUACUGAAACAUGAGAAUUAAAUCAUCGCAGCAGCUCAGUUUUUCUUCAGUAUUUCAGGUUGAAGAUGUAUUUUCUGUUGUUUCUGUUGGUUUCUGGUCUCUGUGUAACUGCAGAUAAAAAGGCUCAUCAUUACUAUUAAAACCAGCUUCACAGAGCAUCGUGGUGAAGCCUUCGUUUGGUUUCAUCUCAGUCAGUGAUUGAAUAUAAGAUGUUUACAUACAGUAUGUGUGUGUGCUUUAUAUUGUACUCUUUACUGACACCUACGCAAGUUAAUGCGUUUAUUAUCUGACUUCUAGACAGGCUGUCAUUGUAUGUAUUAUAAAAAAGGAAAUGAUAAAUACACCUUACACUCAAUAUAUUGUGGAUGAGGGAUGUAAACUAUAUGUAAAUAAGAAAAUUCACUUAUUGUAGAUAGAGAUAUUAUUUUCCAGUGUCAGGGAGGAUCAGAUGAUAACAAAGACUGUAUUUUAAUCUGAAGCCAACUUUGGGCUGAAAGAUGAAGAAAUUGAGGUUUUGGCCUCAUAUUGCUGUUCAUCAUCAUAUUAUUUAGUCGAGGUUACAGUUUUAACACAUUUUGAGGUCUAGUUUACUUCAUUUGUGUGUGUUUUUUCUGUAUUAAUCAUGUUUCUGCUUUUUUUAGCCUCAUUUAUCUACUAAAAACAUAUUCAUCUGUAUUAAACAGGCAGUAUUAAGGAGAGGAGCAAACACCUUCACCUGAAAGCAUUUUUAUCAAGUGGAUGGCAGUUUAUGAGUUGUUGAUAUGGUGUGUGUGUGUGUGUGUGUGUGUGUGUGCAUGUGUUUGUUUGAGUGUGCGCUUAAUGUAAAAACACGCUGUAAAUGUCUAUGUCUGUACAUUUUUGCAUUGUUUAAUAAAGGUUUUGUCUUUG